Messenger RNA from Abrus precatorius (Indian licorice), 603 nucleotides. Its product is annotated as protein LURP-one-related 11-like. NCBI's taxonomy places the organism in Eukaryota, Viridiplantae, Streptophyta, Magnoliopsida, Fabales, Fabaceae. The transcript is spliced from 3 exons. The coding region runs from base 1 to 603 and encodes 200 amino acids. The record is from RefSeq and is a predicted model, not a curated record.
AUGGGAAAAGUUCAUCCCCACCAAGCACUGCAUUCCUCUCCUACUUGCAAUUUCACUUCCAAGCAAGAGACUUUUACCCUGUGGAUGAAAUCUCUGGUACUCAACGGAAAAGGAUGUACUGUCUUUGAUUCCAAUGGCCAAAUUGCAUUUCGAGUUGAUAACUACAACUGCUCCUACAGAGAUCAAGUUCAUCUAAUGGAUCAAAAGGGCGAUAUCUUGUUUACCAUACUGAAAAAGCAACAUAAGUUGUCCAAGUUUUGGGAGGGUCACAGAUACCCCGCCAAAAGGGAUGACAACAAAGGACCAUGUUUUCGAGUUACUAAAAGUUAUAGGAUCACUAGAGGUGGUUCAACUUAUGAAGUUGAACUUGGAUUGGACAAAAACGAACCAUAUACUCAUAAAAUAGAAAGCAGCACAUGCAAGUCAACUUGCAAAAUAUCUGAUGAGCUUGGAGGGUUGGUUGCAGAACUAAGGAGAAAGAAGUCACGUUGUGGAGUUGACUUAGGAGACGAUGUUUUUACAAUGGUAGUGGAGCCAAAUAUAGAUAUUUCUCUAACUAUGGGGCUUGUUGUAGCAUACAACCUUAUCAACUGUAAAAUGUGA